GCUGGAAUACCCAUCUGCAGCUCUAACGAUCCACAAGUACAUAACGACAGUGCAUCACCUCCACCCUUAUACGUCUCACGAUAACGAGGUCCAGUGGCCCUGGCACCCUCAUAUCAUUGUUCAGUGUGCUUGCAACCCAAGUGUCUCGACCAUGUGCCAAUAACUCUUUGCGGAAGCCUUGCGGGUCUUCUUUCCAAUCAAGAUGAACAAGAAUGAGAGGCCCCAGAAGAACAUUCCGAUGAAGCCCACGGCGAUAUACGUGUUUUGGACGCCAGAAGUUUGAAUCCAAGGUGUCACGGCAUACCCGAACCCGAAGCCCAUUGUGUUUCGAAUGCAGAUCAUGGUGACCAGGCCAUCACCAGAAACCUCUCGGUAUGAGUCGAUGAUGUAGUUGAUCGCAAUGGCACUUCCGAUGGGAAACGUGCCGACCACAAAGGCAAGGCCGAAAGCAAUACCAACCCAAUGCACGUGGUGCUUCGCUCCCACACCGAUCAAGAUACAGCCGAGAGGGUGAAGGAUCAAAGGCACCACGGCCAUCCACAGUCUGUACUCGGGCUCGAAAAUGCCACCUUUGCGUCGAGACAUCCACACGGCAAAUCUGUCGGCGCAUACGCCCGCGAAAAUGCACCCAAUUGUACAACCGAUGAACUGGGCCGAUGAAUGUCAGCAUAUUAUGUAGUCGGAAAGAAGACACCAGUCAGAUCAACUUACCGGAGCAAUAAACAUGACGCCUAUCAUCUCAGUCGAAAAGUUGUAAGGGGGUCCAGCGAGUAUCAAGGCCGCCGUGGCGUUGACAACGUUGAACCACGACAGGACCGAGCCGACCAAUAUUCCAGCAAACACGACGACAGGAAAUCGAAGGAGAGAAAUCGGAAACCACAUUGAUCUCCAGUAGUGGUUGGGCUGUCCAGGUCGACGAGCACCCCAGAACUUCAGCUUCUGAAUAAAGCUUUUCUUAUGACUUGUGUCGAGCCCUGCCUGGGUGAGUGACUGUGAAGUGGUCGCAGUCUUCUCGUCUUUGGUGGCAGGAUUUCCCGUGGAGCUCUCAUCCGAAGAACCACUCUCCUCUUCUGCAUCCAGAGCUUCUUCCUGGACUGGAGGGCGAUAGUACAUUGUCUCUUCCAAGAAGAAGAACAUGACCAGCAUACAGCCACCGGCAAUGAUUGAAGCAAUGAACUGGAUCCAUUUCCAACCUAGAUUCUCGGCGACGAAUCCUGCAGGCACCUUUCAUGAUAAAGUCAGCACAUUUGGAACGCGGUGAUCUGUGAACUCUUUAUACUCACCGCUCCAAGAAAUGGGAUCCCAAAGAGAAUCCAGCAGUACAUGCCGAUCCAAAAGCCUCGAUCGUGUGCAAAAAAGACGUCGGAAAUGCAGACCUCGAUCAAGGUUUCAAUGGGCCCAUAGAAGAAACCGAUCAAAAUUCGAUUCGCGUACCACUCGCCACUCGUUUUGACAUACGAAGUCCAGACUGAAAUGGCGAUCAUGGCCAGUCCGCCGAUGAGGAAUGCCGGUCGGCGCCCAAAGGUCAAACCAAAGGGUUGCCACAGGAGCCAAGUACUCCAACCGAAGAAGAGGUAUUGAACACUCACACCCUGAUUGAGAGUCGAAAGGGGAAUACCAGUCUCUGCUUCAAUAUCCAGUAGUGCAGCCGAGAGCAGAGUUGUCAAAACAUCGGCAGAGAAGACGGCCAGCAAAAGGACAACGGCGGACAAUUGCUUGCGCCUUUUCGACCAAUUGAGAGGAUCAUCGUAGUCGUUGGUGGGCUGAGGCAAGAGAACGAUAUCCUUUUCACCCGCUUCGUUAUGCUUGACAUGGAGAGUGCCAGCUAAGUCGACCUAUUUCAAGCGCAAGGUUGGUGUUAGAAUAUGGAUACGACACUAAAAUUCCAAGGCCUGUUCACAAGACGGACCCCAUUUGCAAGAGCGACUCACCAGGUGUACCGUUCCAGGUGUCACCUCGGUAUGCAGAGCGUGAUGAGUCGGUGCCAUUGUGAAGAUUGAGAAAGUAGCUGCUGCUGUACGUGAUGACGAUCCAAUGUUGCUGUCACAGAUGCCGUCCGAGGAACUGAGGAGUAAUAUAUAACUGCCACGUCGACUAUCUCAGCUUGAUGCAGAUUGAUUCCGAGUACUUUGCCAGUCGAAGGGAUUGAGCCUCCUUCACUCAGUCUUGCCAAGAAGGCCAGUCUUCUAUCUGGCAAACAGGGAAAGCCACCGAGAGACUCCAGGGGGGGCGUGAUAACCUCCCCAGCGCCCCGGUUUGAAGAUGACAGUAAGCCGUUCAGACGCAUUCCGAAGUCAUCAAACCAUUGCCGAUCUUGUCUAGCCUGCUCCACCAAAAGGGGGUCUAUCGAAGCACCGACACGCAAGGCUGGACUCGUAAAGCGCCUAUCAAACUUUCGUGACGAGUACGGGUCUUAUCAAGCCGCUGCCAAUCAUGAGUGGCAGAACGGACGGACUGUAUCGAUCUCCAUGUCUCUCUUUAUCUUAGCAGCUCCUCUAUCUUUCCGACCCCAGUGUCCCGAUAUGGGAUACGAGAAUGAACAGCUCUCAAUUGCGAAGAUUGUGAAAUGGAGUAUUUUCGCGAUCGAAACUCCUGACAACCUAUAAGAUGGGGAGGUCAGUGUAUGUGGCAAACAUGUCGUAGGACGGUGGGAAACAAUUGCAGUCUUUCCUAUCGCACUUUGUUCAAAAAAUCUCACGAUGGCGACCGUGUACGUAAAUGGAAAUGUGUAUACCGUCGAUGGUAGCAUUCCUACAGCUGAGGCCUUUGUUGUCAAAGAAGAUGGCAAGUUUGGUACCGUGGGCUCGACGGCCGACUUGACCAAAUAUGCAAAGGAUACGGGGGCAUCCAUAGUCGAUCUCAAAGGCCAGUUCGUGAUGCCGGGCAUGCACGAUGCCCACAUCCAUAUCCUCGCAGCAGCAGAAAAACAUUUGUUCAACGCCAAACUCGGCCUAAGUGCCGGGCCUGAAGAGAUUGUCAAAAAGCUGAAGGACUACAAGUCGUCAUGUCAACAUCUCGAAGCCGUCGGGAAUUGGCUCAUUGGCAACUUCUAUCACUUUGCCAAUUUCAAAGACAAGAAGCCCGACCGGCAAUUCCUUGACGACGCGUUUGGCGAUCAGCCUGUCGUCAUUCGAGAGUACACGACGCACGACAUCUUUGCGAAUACAGCAGCACUCAAGGCAGCAGGGUACGAGGACAACCCAGAGGACCCUUGGGAUGGCUGGUACGUGAGGCGGGAGGACGGUACUAUCACGGGAGAGCUGGUUGAGGGCGCGGCCAAACGACUCUUCGCGGCCAUUCCCAAGGGUUCUCCAGAGAUGCACCUCGAGGCGAUGGAAUAUGGCGUCAAAAUGCUGAACCGCUUUGGCUUCACGGCGGCGCAAGAAGCAUCAGCCAACGCCAUCUACCUCGAGGCAGCCAAGAAGCUUGACGAGAUUGGCAAGAUGACCAUCAACCUCGACGCCCACGUGGUAUACUGGGGCGCUGCCUUCAGUCAGGAGCUCCCCUCAACCCUGAUCAACAGCAUCAAUGCGGCAUACAAGUACCAGACGAAACAUUUCAAUCCCAACUUUGUCAAGUUCUGGCUCGACGGUGUCCCUUGGGCACCGCACUUCACGCAAUGCCCACUCGCCGACGAUGGUAAGCCGGACUACAAGAAGAUCCUUGUGCCACCCAAGAUCUUUGAGGAAGCCAUUGAACGCUUUGAUAAGGAAGGUCGUACCUGCAAAGUUCACGUCUGCGGGCAGGGAUCCGCUCGCUACGCGCUCGACACUUUUGAAGAGUUGCGUAGGCGACGACCUAACGGACCACGCCACGAGCUUGCACACAACAUGGACGUCCAUCCAGAUGACUUCGACCGGUACAAGAAACUCACCAUAACGGCCGAAAUGUCUCCAGCAAUUUGGCAUGAGCCCGAGAUGCAACCCGAACAAAAUCCAUGGUCCGUGUACCCGUUCGUUGGGUUGCGCAAGGCUGACGCGCUUCUCACCAUCGGGAGUGACUGGGUUUUCGCCCCUGAGACACCCAACAUCUUCCCUGGUCUACAAGCUCUUCAAGAGAACCGUCCGGGUUGGGAGCUCGAGCGGGAUGACCUCUUGCGCAUCAUCACUAUCGACGGCGCCAAAGCUGUCGGGAGAGACGUGGUUGAGGGGUCUAUCACCCCAGGCAAAAUGGCCAAUUUCAUCAUUCUCGACAGGGACUUGAGCACUGCAAAGGAGAUUGGCACCACCAUCGUACUGAAGACCUUCUUCGAGGGUACCGAAGUGUAUGAUUAUGAGAGUGAUGCUCUCAAGCACUUCCAAGGCCGGCCAGGUUAG
Molecule: messenger RNA, 4316 nt
Organism: Exophiala oligosperma
Lineage: Eukaryota; Fungi; Ascomycota; Eurotiomycetes; Chaetothyriales; Herpotrichiellaceae
Exons: 2
Coding region: 2700-4316 (538 amino acids)
Molecular function (GO): hydrolase activity, acting on carbon-nitrogen (but not peptide) bonds
Source: RefSeq, a predicted model, not a curated record